AUGGCCGCCGGUAUCGACCAACAACAACAGAUGAUGACGAUUUUAGGUUGGUUUUUAUCUUGAAAGUGGCCUCAAAAAAGAGAUCCGUUAGGUUUUUUUUCUGCAAAAUGCGCCAUGCCCUUUACCUCAGUGCAACAUGAUAGAAAAAAACUUCGAUUAUUUUUAGCAAUAAAUUUAAAAAAAUAAAAUUAAAUAGCGGUCUUGAAAAAAAGCGUGAAACUUAGGUUCCUGCUGAAUAUUAAAAAAACAAUUUCAUUAUAUAUCUUCUUUUCAAGAACUUAAAUUACACGUUUUUGACUCGAAGUCAUAUAGGUUUUUUUGAAAAAUAGCUCAGUUAGAAAUAUUUUUUUGAAAAACAUCGAAUGUAAAUUGAUUCUGAUCCUAUGCAAAAAAACCAAAAGAAAAAAACUUACGAAUAUUUCAAAAAGCAAUAAUUUACACUUGUUCUUUUAAAAUACUUCACAAGUUUUCGAACCAAUGAAAAUGUUUUUUGGCAACUCUCUAGAUAUUUUUGAACCCAAUCAACAAAAGCAAUUAUAAUUUCUCGGCAAGAAUCCCAGGCUAAUCUUCUAAAGAGAGCAAUUAGCGGACGCACUGAGCAGGUGCGAAUCAUCAAAAGGGCAUGGUAUUGAUUGAAUGCGCGGUAUAAAGAUCCCUCAAGCGUGGUAGUGCGUGAGAUGGUGAGAGAGGUCAAACAAAAAGUGUCCAACCAUGGUGGGUCGCGUAGAUAGAGCGGCAAAAAAUUGGCGCGAAUAGGUACCGAGGAGGCAUUGUAAGACCCUCAGUCAGACUCUGCGCCAUUCCACCGACCACCACCACCGCUCGCUGCUGCUCUCUUAGUCAUGAGUGCCAUCAAGAUUUCCGGACUUCUAGAAUCGCUAUCUUUUUCCGACUCGAUGAUUCCCGGCUCACAACAAUACAUGCCUGGCCUUCUCGGCAACUCGUCCAUGAAUAACCCGACGAUGAACAGCCAGCCAGUCAACAACCAGUACAUGUCAGGACCGCCAGUACCAACAAGUAGCCAGCAGUUCGUCCCGCCAACCACUCAACAGUCCUCCAGCAUUCAGGUUUAUUUAUUUUUUGUGUUUUUUUGAGAUUCGACAUUUUCCUAAUGUUCAAAAAAAUUCAAAAGUUUAAUUCAUAUAUUAUUUACGGACGUUUUUAUAUCGACUCAGGUCAGCCAGGAGCCAUUUUUCAUCUAAAAAAUGCCCAAAAACACCUUCGGACUGUAUUUUUUUCCCAUUUCCUCUUGAUAGAAAUGAAAUUUUGAUAGUUUUAGACAAAAAUUCAGAGCUCAUCCCAAAAAAAGACAAGAAAAACCACUCAAUCGAUUGUUUGAACACCUCUGUGUUGAAAUUUUUUAGACUUUUAUUCUCGAAGAAAGUUUUUCCAACUCAUUUUGAUUACAGGACAUGUUUCCGGGCAACUCAACGGGUGUCGGUGGAUCACAAUCCUACGCAGAUGUACCUUCAAGAGGCGGCGGCAGUCUUGCUCCAGGAGCUCCAAUCGGAGCCUCGGGCACCUCGAGCGAGACGACCGCACCUCAACAACACGCACAGCUCACCAGCAGCACCGGCGCCUUGCAAUCGUCAGUUUUCCGAUAAUCAACGCCUACUCGAAGAAACUCCGCUGGAAAAAUUCAUAUUGAAGGGAAAAAAGUCCCAAAAAAUAUAAACUUUUUCAUUUUGGCUUUCUGUAGUGAACUAAGUGUACCUUUUUUUAAACAGUCGAACUAUCUCUUGAAGAAAAAUUCUAGUUGAUAAAAUCCUCAGAUUUCACCUCGAAAAUUUUCCACUGAUUCGACUUUUUAGCCAGUUUCAAUCAUGAAAACUACACCUUUUCGCAUGGCCCCAAAAAAACAAAUGAAAGUUUAUAGUAUAGAUAGAUUAUUUGUUUUUCUUUCCUGAUGACAAUAAAUAAACUAUCGGAAUUGCAGGCUGUCAGCGUCGGGUGUCCAAUUUCAAUGUCCUCGACGGCCGAACCACGGUGUCGAAGGUCGAGCGAUUCUACUCAGGGCCAACCAUUUCGCCGUCCGGAUACCUGGAGGAACCAUUCACCACUAUCAAGUUGAUGUUCAUCCAGACAAAUGUCCACGACGAGUGAAUAGGUUAGCUUGGGGAGCGAAUUAUCGAUUAUCAUCUUAUCAUUUGCAGGGAAAUCAUUGCGUGUAUGAUUCGGUCCUUCUCAAAGUACUUCAACAAUGUGCGUCCGGUGUAUGACGGAAAGCGGAACAUGUACACCAGAGAUCUCAUCCCAUCUGUCAUCGAUCGCAUGGAUUUUGAAGUAGCUUUUGACAAGAUAACUUUGAAAACUGAAUGUAUACUCAGGUCACCUUGCCUGGAGACACGGCAGUUGAACGAAAGUUCUCCGUUUCCAUCAAAUGGGUCGGACAAGUGUCGCUUUCCACUCUAGAAGACGCGAUGGAAGGCAGGAUACGACAAGUUCCGUUCGAAGCCGUUCAGGUAGCUCUGAAAAAUUGAGUCUUUGAUGGAAAAAAGAGUUCUGCAGGCUAUGGACGUUAUCCUUCGACACCUUCCCAGCUUGAAGUACACCCCAGUCGGCCGCUCUUUCUUCUCGCCUCCAAUGGCUGCUCAUCAAGCUCAAGGCCAACACGGCCAAGUCGCCACGGAGAGCAAACUCGGAGGUGGUCGCGAAGUUUGGUUCGGUUUCCACCAGUCGGUGCGACCUUCGCAGUGGAAGAUGAUGCUGAACAUCGAUGGUUAAUUCUGAAGGGAUUUAUGAAGUUUCAAGGAUGAUUUUCAGUGUCUGCCACGGCUUUCUACCGCUGCAUGCCCGUCAUCGAGUUCAUCGCUGAAGUCCUUGAGCUUCCAGUUCAGGUAAAGCUGUAUCUCCAAGAACAGCAUCUCAUUCGUUGUUUCAGGCUCUGGCUGAACGUCGUGCUCUUUCUGAUGCUCAGCGCGUCAAGUUCACAAAGGAGAUCCGUGGCCUCAAGAUCGAAAUCACGCACUGUGGAGACAUGCGCCGCAAGUACCGUGUUUGCAACGUCACUCGUCGUCCAGCUCAAACGCAAACGUAAAACAAAAAUCUUCAUUUUCGGUUUUCCAUGAUCCAUUUUUCAGCUUCCCGCUCCAACUGCCGACCACUGGACAAACUAUCGAAUGCACUGUUGCCAAGUACUUCUACGACAAGUAUCGCAUUCAGCUCAAGUACCCGCAUUUGCCGUGUCUUCAGGUAGACUUUCUUGUUAUAAAACCUUUCAAAAUUAAUGAAAUUUUAGGUCGGACAAGAGCAGAAGCACACGUACUUGCCUCCUGAGGUGUGCAACAUCGUGCCUGGCCAGAGAUGCAUCAAGAAGCUCUCCGACGUUCAGACCUCGACCAUGAUCAAGGUAAGGAUUUCUGAGCUUCUUUCAGUUAUAAAAAUAAUAUUUUCAGGCUACCGCCCGUUCUGCACCAGAAAGAGAACGAGAAAUCUCCAACCUCGUGCGGAAAGCUGAAUUCUCUGCUGAUCCAUUCGCCCACGAGUUCGGAAUCGCCAUCAAUCCGGCUAUGACGGAAGUCAAGGGACGUGUUCUGUCGGCUCCAAAACUUCUCUAUGGAGGUCGCACCAGAGCUACUGCUCUUCCCAACCAAGGUGUCUGGGAUAUGCGUGGCAAACAGUUCCACACUGGAAUCGACGUCAGAGUGAGUUUCACUUUAUCUCUCCCACAAAACAUUGAGAUUCUUCCAGGUCUGGGCUAUUGCGUGCUUCGCCGCACAGCAACACGUCAAGGAGAACGACCUUCGGAUGUUCACUGCUCAGCUUCAACGCAUUUCCAACGACGCUGGCAUGCCAAUUGUGGGCCAACCUUGCUUCUGCAAGUAAGAAUUUUUCAUCAUCUCUCAGAAGAUGAUCAUAAUUUUCAGAUACGCCGUUGGAGUGGAACAAGUCGAGCCGAUGUUCAAGUACCUCAAGCAGAACUACUCCGGCAUCCAGCUGGUUGUUGUCGUGCUUCCUGGCAAGACUCCUGUCUAUGGUAAAACUUUUUCAAGUAGACUUCAUUCAAAUUUCUAUUUUCAGCUGAGGUCAAGCGAGUUGGAGACACAGUCCUCGGAAUCGCCACUCAGUGUGUCCAGGCCAAGAACGCCAUCCGAACCACGCCUCAGACGCUCUCCAACUUGUGUCUGAAGAUGAACGUGAAGCUUGGCGGCGUGAACAGCAUUCUGUUGCCGAAUGUCCGUCCGCGAAUUUUCAAUGAGCCAGUCAUCUUCAUCGGCUGCGACAUCACGCAUCCACCAGCUGGCGACUCGCGGAAGCCUUCGAUCGCAGCUGUGGUCGGAUCCAUGGACGCUCAUCCCAGCAGAUACGCGGCGACGGUCCGAGUUCAGCAGCAUCGCCAGGAGAUCAUCUCCGACCUCACCUACAUGGUCCGCGAGCUGCUCGUCCAGUUCUACCGCAACACUCGCUUCAAGCCCACCCGUAUUGUCCUCUACCGUGAUGGAGUCUCCGAAGGACAAUUCUUCAAUGUAUGUUAAAAUCUGAAAUUUUCUGAAAAACAGAGAAAUAAUUUGAUGCUUUCAGGUGCUGCAAUACGAACUAAGAGCGAUCCGAGAGGCUUGCAUGAUGCUCGAGCGUGGCUACCAGCCAGGAAUCACGUUCGUCGCCGUCCAGAAGCGCCACCACACUCGUCUGUUCGCCGUGGACAAGAAGGACCAAGUCGGCAAGGCCUACAACAUCCCGCCUGGAACCACCGUCGACGUUGGAAUCACGCAUCCGACCGAGUUCGACUUCUACCUCUGUUCCCACGCCGGUAUCCAAGGAACCUCACGUCCAUCCCACUACCACGUUCUCUGGGAUGACAACAGUCUGACCGCCGAUGAGCUCCAACAGCUCACCUACCAGGUAAAUUACUGCUGGCUCACUUCAAUACAUCUAAAUCUUGCAGAUGUGCCACACCUACGUCCGGUGCACGAGGUCAGUCUCCAUUCCGGCGCCGGUUUACUACGCUCACUUGGUGGCCUUCCGAGCUCGUUAUCACUUGGUCGACAGAGAGCACGAUUCCGGAGAAGGAAGUCAACCUUCUGGCACCAGUGAAGACACAACCCUGUCAAACAUGGCGAGAGCUGUUCAAGUAAGAAGAAAACUUUCGGUUUUGAAAAAUGAAAAAAUUUUUAGGUACAUCCUGACGCAAACAACGUCAUGUAUUUUGCUUAA
Molecule: messenger RNA, 5154 nt
Organism: Caenorhabditis auriculariae
Lineage: Eukaryota; Metazoa; Nematoda; Chromadorea; Rhabditida; Rhabditidae
Source: the annotation of a GenBank genome assembly